AUGGAAACUAUUAGUUUAAAUGAUAGUAAUGGUUCAAUUUCAAAUAUAAAUAAUCAUCAUCGCCUACAUUCAAAUAUGGGUGACUGUAUAAUAGAUAGAGAAGAUUUAAUUGAUAUGGCAAAUAUAAAAAUGAAAGGAGAUAUAGAUUCAUUGGAGUACCGAAUAGAGAGGACCAAGAAAUCAAUAGAUAUAAUAAGAGAUUCGUUAUUAUCAUCAAAAUCAGUUGAAGAGCAAAGUAAAAUUAAAAAUCAAAUUGUAUCAUACAACCAUAUUCUAAAUGAUUUAGAGUCAAAACUAUCAUUAAUAAAGGGUACAGAUAUAACAAAUAACAAUAAGAUAGAAAGAAAAGAUUCAAAAAAAAAGCUUAUAGAAAUAUCAAUAACAACCGAUGAUCAAUCUAAUAAUAAUAUUGAUAAUAAUAAAAAUGAUUGUUCAAUAUCAAAUGAUACAUACGAUAAUAAAAAUGGUACUCAGGUUUCGAAUUUUCAAGUUUUAGAUUCAGUUUCUUCUCCAUCUCAGUUAAUAAGUGGGUCAUUUUCUUCUUCGUCAUCAUCAUCCCCUCCACCUCGUACAUCUUCAAAUGACCAUUUAUAUAGUAAUAUUGAAGUAUAUAACAUCAAUAAUAACACCAAUAGUAAUGGUAAUAAUAAUAAUAAUAAUAAUAGUUCCGAUAAUACAAAUAACAAUAAUAAUGAUAACAGUAACAGGAACGAUGAAGAUAAGCAAGAUGGCCAAUUUAGUAUAGUAAAUAAGCAGGGUUUAGAGAAAUUAUUAUCAUCAUCAAUAUCAUCAUCAGCCUCAUCAUCAUCUUCAUCAUUUUCAUCAUCAUCGACAGUUUCUUCAGUAUACCAAUAUUCUUACCCAAAAUCGUUUACUCCAUAUAUUCCAUCAGAUAAUAACUUAGAGGAAAGAAUUGAUGCAUUGCAAAUUAUUAAAUUAAUUCAUUUCGAAUAUAGUAGACACUCCAAAGAUAAAACCAGUAUCUUAGAUAAUUUAAUGUAUAAUAUUAAUUUAAACCCCCAACCAAGUUUUAAACAAGCAUCCAGUCAAAAUUUGGAUCAAAAAUCACUAAAUUCAAAUUUAUCAACACCAGAUAUAGUUUUCAAUAACAAUUUAUUAAGGAAUCAAAAAAAAUUACAAAGUUUAUCCGGUGACUUAAAUAAACCACCAAAGUCCCCAGAGGAAACAUAUUUAUGCAGUCCGCUAGAUGAGGAGGAGUUAUCAAAUUAUUAUUCCCACAGUUUUGUAGCUCCCAAAGUUUCAAAGUCAACAUCAAAUCGUCAUCACUCAAGCCAAAAUUCCCACGAAAAAAAUACACCUAAAGUUGUGGUCUUUGAAAAGAGUGAGCCCGGUACUUUUGUUUUUAAAAAAGAAAAGGUCCCAAAGUUAAAAGAUUCCAAUGUAAACCAUCUUUUUAAUAGUAGUUAUAGCAGUGGUUUAAAUUCAAUCACAGGAUCAACAAAAAACAAUAGUAAUAGAAAUUCAUGCAUUGGUUUUAAUCCAUAUCCAAAUAAUUUCAAUACAGUUAAUGGUAAUAAUGAUGAUGUAGACCAUUAUUAUGAUUCAUUUCACAAUACUGAGCUCUUGGACGAAGAUGUUUUAGUUUAUGAUGAUUUGGCCGAUGAUACAAUGAACGAUGACGACACUGUUUCGGGUUAUACCCAAGAUUCAAGUACAACUAAUUUUAAAAUUUCCCCCAUCGUUUCUCCAAAUAAUAACAAUAAUAACACUGACAAUCCAAACCAACUACAACAACCAACAAUUACUGUAAAUCAACAACCAUCAAUACCCAUAUUACAAACAAACCAUAGCACUCAUGAGUUAGGUGUUCAAAACCUUGGUGCCCGUGGACAUAACAGAAAACAGCAUUUAAGAUCAUUAUCACAUGGUGUAAUCAAAACCCCAUUUACAGAUAAUAAGCUUAAAACUCUUCAAAUUUUUGUUCCAACCGAGCCUUAUACAUGUAAAUUAGAAAUUACAAUUGAGGAAAAUGUAACAGUAGAAAGAUUAAUUAGCGAGGUAAUAGAUCUAUGUAUAAAAGAAAAAAGAAAAAUUCAGUAUUAUAAAAAAUUAAAGUUGCAAUCGGAAAAUAAUAAAUCUCCAACCUCCACCUCAAACAAUGGUCUAUUAAAUAGUAACAAUAGUAACAAUAGUAACAAUAUAAAUAGCAGCAAUAAUAGUAAUGCCACUACCAAUAAUAAUAACAAUAAUGUUAAUAAAAAUAUAAUAUCGCCACCUUCAUCUUCAAUUGUAUCAUCAUCAUCAACAUCUCCAGUAACCAUUUCAAACAAUAGCAGUCAUAAUAGCGGAAGCGCAACCAGCAGUAUUAAUAGUAGUACAAACAGCGCGUCAAGCAAUCAAACACCAACACCAUCAAUUAAAGAGUUUGAAUCUUUAACAUUCCCAUUUUUAAUUUAUACAAAUCACCGUGAUUAUAUGUUAAGAAAAUCAGAUGAAAAUGGUGAUGUAGAUUUUUGUACUCCACCAAUCAUCAGAACAACAGAAAUUAAAAAAUUAACCAAUGAUUGUUUUUCAUUAGUGAUUCAUCCUAAAGCAAUUAGAGAUCUUUCAAAUCAUCCACAAAUAUUUAGAGUUUACAUUGAACAGUCUCAAAAAACCUCACAAACCUCAAAUGGAAAGCCAGCAGAAAAGCCUAAUAAUGGGGUUAAAAACUCAGUUGCAGUUAUAUAUAAAUCAACAUCAACUCUCCAAUCAAUUAAAUCAUCCAUUUGUAAAAAAGAAAAAUUGGAGUUAAAUUUAUGUGUAUUUAUGACAAUGAAUAACGAAGUUAUACAGAAUGAAAAAAUAACUCUUAUAGAAUUAAAUCUACCAGGCGUGAAAUUAGUUUAUGACCAACAUAAACCACAGGUGCAUAAAUCAGUUUCAUUUGUUUCAGAGGUUGGAAAUGCUCCAAGACCAAUCACUAAAUUAUUAGGGCCUAUUUUCUUUUUCACACCAGAUAAUGUUUGUGAAAUAAAACAAUAUGUUAUUUCAAAAAUUAAUAAAUUUGGAGUUAAAAAAGAUAGAUAUAUGGAGAUCAAUAAAGAUAAAAUUGUAUAUUCACCUAUAGAUGUUAUGUCAACUUUACCACCUCCAUCAAUGGUACCUCAAAAUAUAAAUACCAUGAAUAACACACUUCAACCACAAAACACAUUACUUCAAUCAUUACAGCCACAGACCACACCACAAAAAAAUAAUAAGUUCUUUAAAUCAUUCAGCUCAAAAGAAAUCAAAACCCCUUUCCAAAUGAUUGGAGAUAUUACCGGUGUUGGAACUGUUAUUAACAAACCAUCGUCAUUUUAUCUUAAAUGUAAUGGUAAAACCCAUGAAUAUUAUUCAUCUGAUUCAGAUGAAAUUGUUGCCAAAAUUCAAUUUAUUAUUAGAUCAAAAAAAGAGAAAUUAAUUUAA
Messenger RNA from Dictyostelium purpureum, 3408 nucleotides. RefSeq lists its product as uncharacterized. The coding region runs from base 1 to 3408 and encodes 1135 amino acids. The record is from RefSeq and is a predicted model, not a curated record. Lineage: Eukaryota; Evosea; Eumycetozoa; Dictyosteliales; Dictyosteliaceae. The transcript is spliced from 4 exons.